GGGGGUGGUAAUAAAACUAGGAGAGCCGGUACGGACAAAGAAGGGAAAAGAAGACUGUCGUUUUGAUCUCCUCCAUAAAUUUGUUUUUAAAAUAAUAAGAAUAACUCCUCAACUUUGUGUGAAUGGACUUGAAGGAGGUGACUGGACCCGGCUGAUCCUGGAAGGUUUUUUUUUGGAUGAGUUGUUAAAUGGUGUGGCGUUUGUUUUUAUUUUCGAAUUAUAAAUAUGUUUUUACGCCAGAAAAUCACCUUUGGCUGAAUUUCCCCUCGGAUCAAAAGAAACUGAGCAGGUGCGGACAAGGCGGACGACUCCUGAUUUGGAUUAUGAAUCACGUUGACCCAUGAAGGAUUAGCUGGGUGCAGUUUGAGACUCCUUCCUCCUUUCCAAGCUUGUUGUCCUCUGCCAAGAGGGAUCAGCAGCUUUGUUGUUGGGUAAGGGGGACAAAUGGCCAAGUGGUUUAAGGAUUACUUGAGCUUUGGGAGCAGGAGGUCUCCCCCGCAGCCCCCCAAACCAGAUUACACCGAAAGCGAGAUAUUGAAAGCCUACCGAGCUCAGAAGAGCUUGGAUUUUGAGGAUCCCUACGAAGAUGGCAACAACGGGAAACCUGAUCUGGAUCCGGAAGGGUCCCCAAACAAGGGGGUUGCUGCUGCUGCUGCUGCAGGAAUCGGUUUGGAAGGGAAGUACGGCUCUCCCAAGCACAGGCUUAUCAAAGUGGAAGCUUCUGACCUGAACAGGAGUAAAGCCCUCUUGACUGCUGAGGAAGGGACGGCCCAGCCAGAUCAGGCCCCUGGAGAGAGUGAAUACUCGGAUCCCUUCGACGCCCACCGGGAGCCCAAAGAAGAGGAGGAGGAGGAGGCCGAGUCUGAGAACAACGGCUACAUGGAACCUUACGAUGCUCAGAAGGUGGUUGUUGAUUUCCAGCGGAAAAGCGACCGGGAUGAGCAACGGGUGAAGAAAUCCCGGAUCGGGCUGCAGCUGUACGACACCCCCUAUGAGGAGAAGGAGCCAGAGGCUGAUCCGGAGGGCAGGCCCACCAGCAAGCCCCGAGAGAGCCGGCUGCCCCAGGACGACGAGAGGCCGGCCGAUGAAUAUGACCAGCCAUGGGAGUGGAAGAAGAACCAUAUCUCUCGGGCCUUCGCAGUGCAGUUUGAGACCCCAGAUUGGGAGUGGACGUCCCUCGCCGCUGCCUCUUCCACGCACAAAGAACAUUGGCGCCCGCACCUGACGGGGAGCUCCAAGUUUGUCCGGUCACAGAGCCCUGAACACAGCCUUCCUGCUGCGGAGCGCAUUGACCCCUCGCUGCCCUUGGAAGACCAGGCGUGGUUUCACGGCACAAUCAGCCGAGCCGACGCGGAAUCCCUCCUGACCCUUUGCAAGGAAGGAAGCUACUUAGUUCGGAACAGCGAGACCAGCCGCAACGACUACUCUCUCUCCCUCAGGAGCAGCCAAGGCUUCAUGCACAUGAAAUUCACCCGGACGAAGGAGAACAAGUAUGUCUUGGGCCAAAACAGCGCCCUGUUCGAUAGCGUCCCCGAAGUCAUCCAUUUCUACACGGCUCAAGAGCUGCCUGUCAAAGGUGCUGAGCACCUCUCCUUGCUGUAUCCCGUCGCUGUUCAGACUCUGUGAAAAGGACUCUGGCCACUGGCUGCUGUGGGAGCAAAGGGGCUGCUGUUUUAUUCUUUAUUUUUUCAUUUGAUCCAAAGAGACUUGGCACGUUGAAUGUCUGGAGUGCAGAACAUCGGGAGGAGAGGCACCCACUACGUGUCCUCCUGCUCCUAAGUAAGAACAAUGGGCAGUUGGCCACCCCAACCCGCGGCCACCAUCGUUCCACAACCGCGACAUCUCCAGCAGUGGGGAAGGGUAUCCUGCGGUGACCUGCCCUUCCCCACACUUGCUGGGCACCCUGACACGUCUGGCCUUGCAUUUGCUGGGUUCUGAGCCAUCGCCAGGAGGCCCCGUUUUGAGGCUUCCCCCGGAGCCUGCUCUCCAUUUUCUUUCUCAUUUCAGAUUCCAGCAAACUCCACCCUGCUGGUCCUGCCUUCAUGGGGGGGGGGAGAAUGAGCCUUCUGAGAUCUCAGAAUGUAUCUUGCUUUCCAGAGGCUCCCCACUAUAGAAUCACACAAUCACACAAUUGUAGAGUUGGACCCCUGCAACACAGGAAUCACAGCUCAUGUUUUUGCUGAAUUACUCAAAGCAGCCAGAAUUUUGAGGGGGGGGAGCGUUCCUGCACCCAGGGCUUGUUAUUUGCCUCCACCUGGCAGCAGGCUCAGACUCCUGCAAUAUUUCUAAUUUGUACAAUUGUCCCACCCCAAAAAAACAAUGCCCUCUUAUCCUGUAACGUUUAGUAUGGCAAAUUGUUGUUGUCCAUCACAUGGAUUGAUUGAUUGAUUUGGGAAGGACGUCAGAGGGCCAUCUCAUCUAGCCCCCAGCAAUUUGGGACAUUGGUUGCUGCAGCAACCCUGGCAGGUAGGCCUCUGCUUAAAAACCUUUUUGAGAAGGAGCAUCUUUCUUGUCCUGAAGGCCUGUUGGUUCAGGAGCUCCGUCCAGGACCAGAGCUGUUCCACCCUCUCUCUGCAACAAGCUCUUGCAGAAAAAGCAAAACACAGAGACUCGGGGCACCUUAGGCGGCUAACAAAUUUAUCAUGGCACAAAGCUUUCUCUUUGUCAGACGCAUUAAGGGGAAUCUUACUUGGCAGGCAGAUAAAGGCAGAAAUUCAAUCCAAUUCAAUAUAAGUUUAUUGUUCUUGCCAAAGGCCAUGACAAACCCACAGCAAGAGUACCAAUAAAAGAAUACAGAUCAUGUAUAAGCCAGCAUCCGUAAUUUAAGAGAGAGGUUACCAGAGACACCAACAAAGUCAAAUCCAGCUUGUGUUCAAAUUAAACCUCUGAAUCACCAUAAUUUAUAGCAAUUAUAUCUCUUUUUCCUGCCCCCCCCCCGGCAGCCUGCACAUAGAGGGGCGCUCUCUGUGUUAUGAAGCUAGUAAAAAGGUAAAGGGACCCCUCACCAUUAGGUCCAGUUGUGACCGACUCUGGGGUUGCACGCUCCUCUCGCGUUAUUGGCCGAGGGAGCCGGCGUACAGCUUCCGGGUCAUGUGGCCAGCAUGACAACGCCGCUUCUGGCGAACCAGAGCAGCACACAGAAACGGCGUUUACCUUCCCACCGGAGCGGUACCUAUUUAUCUACUUGCACUUUGAUGUGCUUUCAAACUGCUAGGUUGGCAGGAGCUGGGACCGAGCAACGGGAGCUCACCCCGUCACAGGGAUUCGAACUGUCGACCUUCUGAUCGGCAAGCCCUAGGCUCAGUGGUUUAACCCACAGCGCCAGUAUUGUCUAGCAUUGUCACUCAAAAGAAACCAGACCAUUUCUGCCUGGGUGCGUCUGCUUGCUUUUGUGAAGAAAGGUUUCGGAAAGCAAUCUCUUGGGUCUCUAUAUAAGGGGCAGGCUAGCAGAUGGGGAGUGAUGCCUUCUACCCGAGGCUGACCCCAAAUCCAGGGUCUGUCUGCAUAUGGGACCUGUUGUAGCAGCCAUCCAAGACUGCAAUGCUCAUCAUUUGGCAACGCAGCUCAGUAACGGCAUUUCUCAAGGAAGUUGGCAAAGGAAGCUCUAAAAUGCUCUAUUCUCAAGGGUGUGUGUGUGUGUUGUGUUUCUAAUUCCUUGUGAGUUGGCCAAGGAAACACUCCCAAGAAACAGUCACCAAUAGCACAGGUAGUGUGGCAUUGGUAAGCCAAUGGACACCAUUUGCUAAUUAACACAAAAUGCUAAUCAACAUUGUUUUUAUUUAACUCAGAGUGAUGGCAUGCCAUAUGGUUCCUUUGAUGUUCCUUUGUUCUCUAUCAUGGGCAAGCUUAAGGGCAGUUUCUGCUUGAUGGAUAUUGCCAGUUCUUUUUGCUGGCGGCAUGUGCUGGCAAUACCCCCUUUCCCCCUAGAAUCAAAGCACUGGUUGUUGCCAUUCCUGCUGCCAGACCAGGGGCCAUUUGCUCUUUUGCAUCGAGACUGACCCGUCUUGCCCAUGUAGAAGGCAGAAGGGCAUCUGACAAAGUGGGCUUGACUCCUUCUUCUUCUUUGGCGAUCCCUCGUAGCCGAGUAAGAUUGUCCUCCAUAAACACAGAUUUUAACAAUGGGUCCGUAAGUGACUGUGGAGGCCAAUUCUGGAUCCACACGUCCUUCCACAGUGGGGACAUUGGUUUCCGGGCGGGAGUUGAUCACGGUGUGGAUUUGCCAAGCGUGCCUUCCUCUUAGCACGUUUCUCCCUUGCAUCCUAAGAUCGAGUUUCUUCCAAGCCCAUGACACCUUUGGUGAAGGCUGUUCUCCAACUGGAGCGCUCGCAGGCCAGUGUUUCCCAGUUGCCGGUGUUUAUACUACAUUUUUUAAAGAUUUGCCUUGAGACAGUCUUUAAACCUCUUUUGUUGACCACCAGCAUUACGCUUUCCAUUUUUAACGAAAGCUUGUGCCAUAAUGCAUUUGUUAGCUGUUCUGGUGCCACAAGACUCUUUGAUUGCUUUUUGCUUCAAGUAGAGUAAGAUGGUGAUUGGAUUGCCUCGUAAUUGUUGCUACUCCAGCCUUAAUGGAGCAGGAAAGAGAAGGAAGCUUUCAAUGCAAUGAAGGUAGGGUUGCCAGACUCAAUAGAGGACAGGACU
Messenger RNA from Zootoca vivipara (common lizard), 4638 nucleotides. RefSeq names its product Src homology 2 domain containing transforming protein D (gene SHD). NCBI's taxonomy places the organism in Eukaryota, Metazoa, Chordata, Lepidosauria, Squamata, Lacertidae. Gene Ontology annotation, molecular function: phosphotyrosine residue binding. The record is from RefSeq and is a predicted model, not a curated record.